CCAGAAAAAAAGAGAGCAAAGGAAGAAAAAAAAAAAUGGCUCCUUCGUCUUCAUCUUCUCCUUCCAAAUCUCCUGUUCCAUCUCUUCACCAAUCCCUUCACUUCACUCCUAUUCUAGAAUGUGAAGAAGACGACCUCCAAGAAGAAAGAUACAAAAACAGAACAACUCCUAGCAGCGACGGUGGUUCUUCCGCCACACCAAACCACCACCACCACCGCCGUAACAACAGCAACAACAACAACCACCAACACACUCUAACACCUCUCCACCACAACGGCAAACCCCAAACCAGAAAACGACAUGACGACAACGACGAAGACGACGGUGGCGCCGUCUCCUGCAACAAGUGUAGGCCGCAUCACUCUCACCGUGACAAAUUCUCCGUCGUACCUCUCGAAAGCCACAACAACCCUUCUUUCAUCUCUAGCCCCAAUCUCAUAAUCAAAUCCAUCUUUCAAUCUCUCACACGGAGAAGUCCCAAACCUUCCUCUGCGACGGCGGCGCUUCCACCGCGCUCUUCCUCCUCCUCCGCCGCCGACGCUUCAAGAGAAGAGCAGUGGCGGUUAGCCGUGGCGGAGCUUUCUCAUAAACUGAUUCAAGCCACGAAGAAGAAAGAAGACGCGGUCAUAGAAGCUUCUAGGUUGAAAUCUUCCAUGGCAGAGCUUGAGAAGAAACUCAAUAAACUCGAGAUUUACUGUCACAAUCUCAAAUCAGGUCUUGACGAAUGCAGCAACAAGAAACAGAGUGUUCCGAUUCGUAAAGACGGAUUUAACGACAGGAUCAUUCAGCAGUUUCUCGUUUCUGUGUCGGAAUCUCGAUCUUCGAUCAGAGCUUUGAGUAGAUCUCUCGCCUCGCAGCUACGAACCGUCGGUGGCAAAGUUUAUGAGAGACUCUCUCUUCUUCUUCAACCUUUCGAUGUAAAGAUCAACUCUUUUGCGAAAAACCCUAAAAGUCUGAUCUUUUACCUCGAAGCGAUUCUGAGCAGAGCUUUCUUCGAGGAUUUCGAAGCUUCUGGGUUUCAGAAAAACGGGUCGACCCGGAUUUUGAAUCCGAUUGAUCGUUGUGAAUCCAAUUACGCUUCGUUUAACGUCUUGAUGGAGCUGACGUGGGACGAGGUGUUGAGCAGAGGAACGAAGCAUUUCUCGGAGGAGUUUAGCCGAUUCUGUGACCGGAAAAUGAGUGACGUCGUUUCGAUGCUUAGCUGGAACAGAGCCUGGCCUGAACCGCUUUUACAGGCUUUCUUUGGUGCGUCGAAGAGUGUUUGGUUGGUUCAUCUCUUGGCUAAUUCGGUGAACCCGGGAUUGCAAAUCUUUCGCGUGGAGAAAGAUGACCGGUUUGAUCCGAUUUACAUGGAGGAAACUGGUGGGGAACGGUUUAAGAGUCUGGUUAGAGCUAUGGUUCAACCCGGAUUUUACGUCUAUGGAAGUGUGGUUAAGUGCAAGGUGGUUUGUAAGCAAUGCGGUAGCGAUGAGGAAGAACUAGAAGACCGAUUGAAAAUGAGUUCGAUCUCUGGAUUGGUGGAAGAUGAAAUCAGUUCGUUUUUCGAAUCGUCUCCACCUCUGAAGAACAAUGAAGAGAUCGUAACUAAGCUUAAUCAGUUCAUUGAGCUGAAUUCUUCGUGUGAAGGAGGGAAGAGGAGGAUUGUAUGUGUGACUUCAGGUGGAACUACAGUUCCAUUGGAGCAACGAUGUGUAAGAUACAUUGAUAAUUUCAGCUCUGGUAAUAGAGGUGCUGCAUCUACUGAGAAUUUCGUCAAGGCUGGGUAUGCUGUGAUAUUUCUCUAUAGGAGGGGAACUUGUCAACCGUAUUGCCGGUAUCUUCCUGAUGAUCCAUUCCUUGAAUGUUUUGAGUUUCCAGAUGCCAAAAACAUUCAAGUUCAUGGGUCACAUUCAGAAGCUGUGAAGAUGGCUGUUAUGGACCAGCAAGCUGCAGUUGCAGAAGGUCGGUUGCUAAAACUACCAUUCUCAACGAUAUAUGAAUAUCUCCAGAUGUUGCGGUUGAUUGCAACGGCAUUGAAAGAAGUCGGUCCAUGUUCGAUGUUUUAUCUUGCUGCUGCUGUAUCUGACUUUUAUGUGCCAUGGAAGAGCAUGACAGAGCACAAAAUAGAAUCAGGAUCUGGUCCUUUGGACAUAAGACUAGCUCAAGUCCCUAAAAUGCUAUCAAUCUUGAGAUCAAAUUGGGCUCCAAAGGCUUUCUGCAUAUCAUUCAAGCUUGAGACAGACUCAAAGAUUUUGAUAGAGAAGGCUACGAAGGCUCUACAAAAAUACAAAGUGCACGCAGUUGUAGCAAAUGAGCUAUUAACGCGUAAGGAGGAGGUAGUGGUUGUUUCAAGUAGCGGUAAUGUUGUGGUGAGACGUGAUAGCAACAAGCCUGAAUCCAUCAUCGCAGCUAUGUCGUACUCCGACUCUGAUUCGUCGUCUCAUGGUGGCGACUACAAGAAUUUCCGACAGAUUACGCGUGAACGACUCUUGUAUGAGAUGCUUAGAUCUGCGAAGACAGGGAGCUCAAAAUCCACAUGGAAGGUACUAAUCAUGGACAAACUUACUGUCAAGAUAAUGUCAUACGCCUGCAAAAUGGCUGAUAUCACACAAGAAGGAGUUUCACUGGUUGAAGACAUAUUUAGACGAAGACAACCUCUACCUUCAAUGGAUGCAAUAUACUUCAUCCAGCCAACUAAAGAGAAUGUCAUCAUGUUCUUGUCAGACAUGUCUGGGAAAUCACCCUUGUACAAGAAGGCAUUUGUUUUCUUCAGUUCACCGGUUUCCAAGGAACUGGUUGGUCACAUCAAGAAAGAUUCGAGUGUAUUACCUCGGAUUGGAGGAUUAAGAGAGAUGAAUUUGGAGUUUUUUGCCAUUGAUAGCCAGGGUUUCAUCACCGAUCAUGAGCGAGCUUUAGAGGAUCUUUUCGGUGACGAGGAAACUUCUCGAAAAGGCGAUGCGUGCUUGAAUGUGAUGGCUUCUCGAAUUGCCACAGUCUUUGCUUCAUUACGGGAAUUCCCAGCAGUACGAUACCGAGCUGCAAAGUCACUUGAUGCAUCGACAAUGACAACUUUGCGCGAUUUAAUUCCAACAAAGCUUGCAGCUGGAAUCUGGAAUUGUCUGGCAAAACAUAAACAGUCGAUUGAAAAUUUUCCUCAGACUGAAACUUGCGAGCUACUCAUCCUUGACAGAUCCAUAGACCAGAUUGCCCCUGUUAUACAUGAGUGGACAUAUGAUGCUAUGUGCCAUGAUUUACUGAACAUGGAAGGAAACAAAUAUGUACAUGUGAUUCCAAGCAAAUCAGGUGGACAACCAGAGAAGAAAGAUGUGCUCUUAGAGGAACAUGAUCCUAUUUGGCUAGAGCUUCGACAUGCACAUAUAGCAGAUGCUAGUGAAAGAUUGCAUGACAAGAUGACCAAUUUCUUAUCGAAAAACAAAGCUGCUCAGCUUCAGGGUAAGAGAGAUGGAGCUGAGCUUUCUACAAGAGAUUUGCAGAAGAUGGUUCAAGCAUUGCCACAGUACAGUGAACAAAUUGACAAGCUCUCUCUCCACGUAGAGAUUGCUAGAAAACUCAACGACCUUAUCAGAGAGCAAGGACUUCGGGAGCUUGGACAACUUGAACAAGACCUUGUUUUUGGUGAUGCUGGAAUGAAGGAUGUGAUUAAAUAUUUGAGUACUCAAGAGGAAGCAAGCCGUGAAGGUAAGUUACGCCUGUUGAUGAUCCUCGCAACAAUUUACCCUGAAAAGUUUGAAGGUGAAAAAGGUCAAAAUCUAAUGAAGUUGGCAAAACUCUCAUCUGAUGACAUGACCGCUGUAAAUAAUAUGAGCUUACUUGGUUCAGCCGUCGAUGCUAAAAAGAAUACCCCAGGAGGUUUCACUUUGAAGUUUGACCUUCACAAGAAAAAACGAGCUGUCAGGAAAGAGCGCCAAGAGGAAGCAGCAUGGCAGUUAUCUCGUUUUUACCCCAUGAUUGAGGAACUCAUUGAAAAACUUAGCAAAGGAGAAUUGCCAAAAGAGGAUUUCCCGUGUAUGAACGACCCAAGCCCAAGUUUCCACGGAUCUACUUCACUGUCAUCAGCAGCAACUAGUAGUCAAGGUCAAGCUGCUCAGUCCAUGAGAUCAAGACGCACACCAACAUGGGCUAAACCUCGAGGUUCAGAUGAUGGAUAUUCAAGUGAUUCGGUACUGAGACAUGCAUCAAGCGAUUUCAGGAAGAUGGGACAGCGAAUAUUUGUGUUCAUCGUUGGUGGAGCGACAAGAUCAGAGUUAAAAGUAUGCCAUAAACUAUCCACAAAACUCAAAAGAGAAGUAAUCCUCGGGUCCACGAGCCUGGACGAUCCUCCACAGUUCAUAACGAAAUUGAAGCUUCUGACUGCAAAUGAUUUAUCUAUAGACGAUCUCCAAAUAUGAGAAUCCAGAUCUCAAAUCAAAUCCCUGUCUUUGUUCUCUUAUCUCCCAAUCUAAUUUGUAACCAAGUGAACAAAAAUCAUCAGAUUAUGAGAUCAUGAUUGUAAGUGUACCCUUAUUGUUUGCCGGAUAAAUAUGUAAAGCAACUCAUAAAGUUGACUUCUAGAU
Molecule: messenger RNA, 4553 nt
Organism: Arabidopsis arenosa
Lineage: Eukaryota; Viridiplantae; Streptophyta; Magnoliopsida; Brassicales; Brassicaceae
Source: the annotation of a GenBank genome assembly